CCGGCCGGACUCUUUAGAAGCGGGCUCCAAGCGGAAGUGGUGGGGCGGAACUCGUGAGCGACAGCUGCAGCAUGUCGGCUUCGCUCCUGCGCAAAGGCCUGGAGCUCCUUGGAGAGCCUACCGGCUCCAGGGCUGGACCCCAGAAGCGGCCCCCGGGGAAACGGCCUCCCAGGAAGAACGGAGCCACGGUCAAAGGGAAGGUCACCAAGUCGGCUCUGGAGGAGUUCCAGAAGCGACAGAAUCAGGACCACCUGCUGGAGAACCUGAGAUUCAUGAAGCAGAAACGGGUGGCUGCAGACCCAAAGGUCACCUCAAAGAUCCUUCUCCAAAACCGAGGCAGGAAAGCCAGGGACCGACCAGCCACUAAGCCAGAGAAGGAGAAGUCCCAGGGCACUGUGUUCACUGAGGAAGAUUUCCAGAAGUUCCAGGAGGAAUAUUUUGGGAGUUCCGGAACAAAGUGAUGGAGAGGAAGGAGCCCCAAGUCUGGACUGGUGUGGUCUUCACUCCCUGGGAAGAAGCCGACAUAUGGAGACAAGGAGAGCGAGUCUGGUCUUAGACCAAGUCUCCUGGUUCAGAACAAGGCAGUCCCUGGGGCCAAGAGACUUGAGAACCUGAGGGACUGUGGCAGGUAGAGGGGAGGGCCUGGCUCCCUUCUCCCCACUCCCAGCUUCAGGAGUCCCCACCCUUAGGACUGCUGUUUGAGACUCAGCCACCAGAGGGCACUGCUGCCCCCACACAGAAGGGGUAGGUUGGACCAGGGCCUGGGGACUGCUCUGCCCCAUAAAUAAAAAUGAAAACUUCCCUGUUUGGGAUUCCAGUGAGCCUCAUCUCAGCCUGGGGCACCUUCCCACCCUAGAGAGGCCCCCUAGGGAGGGUAACAGAAGGAGGGGGGCUUGCAACCAUGGAGUCAUAUGGGGGAGCCUGGGGUCUGGGCUGUUGGAAGCUUGAGGCUACCCUCCAUACAGACAAGGGCAUGAGAUCUGAGGGAAAGGAACCUUUUGGUAACAACAGGCCUCUGCUGGGGUGCUGAGCCCCCUCCCACGCUCAGCUUCCUGCUCUCCUACUUCCUCUAAAGCUCAAAACAAAGGCCCUUCACUUUUCUCUCCUCUUGGGCCAUACUCUGCCUUGCCUGCCAAAGAGCACCUCCAGAAAGGCCAAGAUGAGAGCCUUUCUCUGACAGCUGGUCCACAGUUCAGAAAGCUCCUACGGAGUCACUGGAGUCAGAAGAAUGGGGCUAAUUUUGCCCUCCUCUUCUGCCAGUCAAUGUGGAUAAAUCGAGCAGUAUGGUUGCAAAGCCUGCCAUGAUGGGGGCAGCUGGGUAGCUCAGUAGAUGAGAGCCAGGCCUAGAGAUGGGAGGUCCUGGUUUCAAAUCUGGCCUCAGACAUUUCCCAGCUGUUUGACUGAGCAAGUCACCUAACUCCCAUGGCCUAGCCCUUACCACUCUUCUGCCUUGGAACCAAUACACAGUAUUGAUUCUAAGAUGGAAGGUAAGGGUUUAAAAAAAAAAUAAAAGCCUGCUGUGGAGGCUGGGAUCUCUGAGCUCUAGCUUUGGAGCCACCCUAGAUAGGAUCCUUGGGCACAAAGGGAAGUGAGGCCCCUCAGACCCUGGGGUAAGGCCUCUCCCAGUGGAGUAGCCUCCAAGGUUAGAAUCAUGGGAUGCUGGCAUCAAAGGGGACUUGGGCUGACUCCUGCUCCCAGCCAGUGAUUUCCGACUACUACAGUUCCCCUUGGGGGAGCUCUGUCAGAAACUUAUGUGGUGUCUUCCCCCAAUAGUCAGCUCCUGGGGAGAGCAGACUCCUUCAGUUUAACAUUUGUGACCCCCCCCCCCCCCAAUCCAUAGACAUUCUUUGGCACAUAGUAAGCACUUAAAUGCUUGAGAGUCACUGCCAUUUCCUCCACCUGCCCUUUGCCCUCUUUCCAGUGAGAGCUAGAAGGAGGGACUAAAUCUCCCUCUUCCCUGCCUGCUGACUAUGCUCCCUCCCUCUAGCAGAGGUGAGGGGUGCAAUUGCCAAACAUCUCAGAUGCUGUCCAAAGUGGUUCAGUUCUGUUUUGCUGAAUAAAAUCAUUUCCUCUUGUU
Monodelphis domestica (gray short-tailed opossum) is the source of this 2077-nucleotide messenger RNA. It is a transcript of the gene RPS19BP1, whose product is annotated as ribosomal protein S19 binding protein 1. Gene Ontology annotation, cellular component: nucleolus. NCBI's taxonomy places the organism in Eukaryota, Metazoa, Chordata, Mammalia, Didelphimorphia, Didelphidae. Gene Ontology annotation, molecular function: enzyme binding. The record is from RefSeq and is a predicted model, not a curated record.